Messenger RNA from Cetraspora pellucida, 525 nucleotides. NCBI's taxonomy places the organism in Eukaryota, Fungi, Glomeromycota, Glomeromycetes, Diversisporales, Gigasporaceae. The record is from the annotation of a GenBank genome assembly.
AUGACAUUAAGUCGAGUAAUUUCAAAAAUUAAAGAAAUAAUUUUUGAUCUAGCAAGUGAAGCACCUUCAAAUGAUGAAUUGUUUUUAGAUGAGGAUACUGUAUUCGAAUUAGAUACUACAGAUAUGCAAUAUAUUGAUGAUAAUGAAGUCAUUAGCAAUAUUAUAAAAAAAAUAAUUUUCAUUAAAGAUCCAUUAGAUAUGACAGAUAUUGAAAAGCAACAAAUUAUUCAAAAUCUUCAUGAUGAACUUGGAAAGAUAAAAGAAAUAACUCUUGAAUCAAAUAAUUUACCUUUAUUUAAUUUAAAAACUUCAAUAUGCUCACAUAAAGAAUAUCUUCAGCAGUGCCAAAUGAAAAGAAAAAAAGAAGUUCCAAAUGUACAAAUUCUUGACAAAAUUUCAAAUUAUUUGUUAUUACCAUUAGCAUUAGAAACAGAAAAUCCUUUGAAAUGUCAAUUACUUUUACAGAUUAAAUCUGAAUUUACUCAAUUCAGAUUAUAUUCAGAUUUAACUGGAUAUAUAAAAUAG